GCUUUCUUUUUAGUGAGGGAUGUUGGCUAUUACAAUGGAUGUUGUGAACUUAGUGCGUUGCAAUCUUUAACAGUUUACAGUUGUAUAAGAUUAUUUUGUAUAAAGAAGUAAUUUCUUAUUAGAAACGAUAAACAGUUAUUAUUAAUUCAGUCGUGUGAAAAUCGUUGGAUCGUUGCGUACAAUUUUUACGUAUUCACGAUCUGUUCUAUAUACAUAUAUACAUAUACGUGCAUAUAUAUAUAUAUAUAUAGAGAGAGAGAGAGAGAGAUAUACUUUUCAUCAUAUAGAUAAAGAGAAGAAUCUUUUUCUACCGGUGUAAUGGCCGAUGUAGAAGGAAAGAAGUUGACCGAGCUUCGUGUUAUAGAUCUUAAAACAGAAUUAGAACGACGUGGUUUAGAUAAAACAGGAAAUAAGGCAGCACUUCUUGAACGUCUUUCUAAGGCUAUAUCUGACGAUGGAGAAAAUCCUGAAGAAUAUCUUAUUGUGCCUUGUGGUGGAGUUUGCAAAACUAGUCCAAGGAAAAACAGUGUCACAGGAGUACCCAAUCAAGAUGAUACUUUGGAAUCAUCUGAAAAUCAGAAAGAGGAAAUUGUUGAACCAUUAAAGAAAGAAAAUGUAGAUACCCAAGAUACUAGUAAUGACUUAAAAGCAAAGUCAAAACCAAAACAGUUGUCUGAAGAAAAUCUUGUCGCUAAAAAGGAGGAUACAUCUACUGAUGUUUCUGAUAAUCUUCCGAAAGAAUCGGAAAUCAAGCAAGAAACAAAAACUACAACAGUGAAUAAAACUACACCUGAAAGCACACCAACUAGCGAGAAGAAACCUGAAACUGAGAAGAUAACUACAUCAAAUCAGUCUUCAACUACAGGUGCAGUAGAAGCUAAUGGAAUGGAUAAUGAAGAUUCCAUUAAUUUAACCAUUGGAGAAGAUGAAGAAAAUCUCCUUGCCGAGGAGACUGAAUCCCAUGAUAGGCAUAAGGAUGGAGGUGAGAAGAAGAAAAUGGAAGAAAACAAGAAGGGAGAUUCUAAAGGGAGCGGUAGAGCAGAAGCUGGUGCCAGCAACAAGGAAGGGACAGCGUCUGGUGCAAACGUCGGGAUGAAGAACAAGCAGGAUGGUGGCGAUGGAAGCAAGAGUGUGGAGUCUGGCAGCAAGAGUCAAAAACGGGAAGAUAAAGAUAAGAAGACUUCUCAAAUCGGUCCUGUGAAUGCAAGUAGCAGGAAUUUGUGGGUAUCUGGAUUAUCAUCGAGUACUCGGGCUACUGAUCUAAAGCAAAUAUUUUCUAAAUAUGGAAAAGUGAUAGGUGCUAAAGUUGUUACUAAUGCUAGAACUCCAAGUGCAAGAUGUUACGGAUAUGUUACUAUGUCUACGAGUGAAGAUGCUGCUAAAUGUAUACAACACUUGCAUCGAACUGAAUUACAUGGUCGAGUGAUAUCUGUUGAGAAGGCUAAAGGAGAUUCUCAACAAAGUCAUAUGCGCAAACGUGAUGCAGCAAAUGGAAAGUCAGAAAAGAAAGAAGAAAAGGAUAAGGCUAAAGAUAAUCAUGAAGCUAACGAAAGAAAAGAGAAAGAAGCUAAGAAAGAAGGCGAAGAAAAAGGACCUGAACAAGUCAAGAAGAACGACGAGAAAAAUGAAAAUAUCGAUGCUAAGAAAACUGAACCAAUCGAUAAAAAGGAGGAAAUAUCCAAGGAAUCCGAUUCUCGAUCAACUAAAUCUACCAGUAAGAAACCAGAAAGUGAAAGAGGUCGACGAGAGGAUAAACGAAUUCGUCCAUGGGAGCAUCAUCGUUCUUACAGUCGUUCGCGUAGUCGAGAACGCCGUAGACGUGAUGACGUUCUUACUUUUGCGAAAAUAAGGGAGGAACGUGAAAGACAGAGAUUACGCGAACGUGACAGAAUGUUACGGGAAGAGGAAAGAAGACGACGCGAGGAUAUGGAAAGACAACGAGAAAUCGAACGUAGGCAGAGAGAAGAGGCAGCUCGAUUGGAAAGAGAAAGAGAGAAAUUGAGAAGAGAAAGGGAAAGAAUAGAACAAGAAAAGGCGGAAUUACUUCGUUUAGAGCGAGAACGUCAGAAAUUGGAAAGAGAGAAGUUGGAACACGAAAGAUUGGAAUUAAAGAGACAACAAAUGCGUUUGGAAGAAAGUAGACGUGCUCCACCACCACCUUCAAUCAAAAGAUCAUCCAGCGAUAGAAGGGAUCCUAGAGAUAUGUACGUUGAUCCGGAACGAAAACGUAUGGCUACGGAACAUAGCAGAAGACAUAGUCCGGAUAGAGUUAGUGAUAGAAGAACUGAGAUUAUGGAUCGUGUUUCUGAUAGACGAUUAGAUCCGUCACCACCUACACGCUACGAAUCGAGCAGAUCUACGCAAGAGAUGGGAUUGAAGAAAGAAUUUAAACGCAGUAGUGAAUUUACUUCAAGAAGUAAUCGUCCAGAAACAUUUUCUGAUGUAUCACGUGGAAGAGAAGUUAUCGUACGUCGUGAAUCUCUAUCUGCAGCAUCCUCGUCUAUUGAUCCACGACAAGUUAAAGAAAGAUACGAACGACCCAGUACUACAGCAUAUACUCGUGAACGCGAGGUUCGACGAUCAGAACCGGAGUCUCAUAGAAAUUCUAGGGAUAGUCAUACUCGUUAUAGUGAAAGCUUCAAACCACCGAGCUCGAGUGCACCCCGUAAGUACUAUAAAGAGUACAUACUCGAAAAAUGUCUUUAAUUUCCUGCACACCAUCGGGUCAUAUAUUAAACUCGUAUAGAAUCAUAUUUCUAUGAUCCAUUAUAUGAAGGUUUAUUUUUUUUUAUCUUAUCGACGUUGUAUUAAUAAUCUUACAACUUAAACAUAUAUAAUGGAUUAUCUAUUUUUUUAUUUUUUCAUUCUAUAAGAAGUAUGCACAAAUCUUUAAAUUGAAAAAUUUAUUAUUUUUUUA
Molecule: messenger RNA, 2917 nt
Organism: Polistes canadensis
Lineage: Eukaryota; Metazoa; Arthropoda; Insecta; Hymenoptera; Vespidae
Product: SAFB-like transcription modulator
Exons: 14
Coding region: 319-2706 (795 amino acids)
Biological process (GO): regulation of transcription by RNA polymerase II; regulation of mRNA processing
Cellular component (GO): nucleus
Molecular function (GO): sequence-specific DNA binding; RNA binding
Source: RefSeq, a predicted model, not a curated record